Botrytis sinoallii is the source of this 2772-nucleotide messenger RNA. RefSeq lists its product as uncharacterized. Gene Ontology annotation, molecular function: G protein-coupled receptor activity. Gene Ontology annotation, cellular component: plasma membrane. The transcript has 3 exons. Gene Ontology annotation, biological process: adenylate cyclase-activating G protein-coupled receptor signaling pathway. Lineage: Eukaryota; Fungi; Ascomycota; Leotiomycetes; Helotiales; Sclerotiniaceae. The record is from RefSeq and is a predicted model, not a curated record. Bases 621 to 2528 code for a protein of 635 amino acids.
UAUCGAUUAUCUAUAGGUAAUCUAGUACAUGCAAUUAUUAUUAUACAUACUUCACAACUUGACGUGUUUGAUCCUCUUACGUUCUUUUACACUUUUCUUUUCCAAAAAAAUAUCAUAUACUUUCCUAUAAUAGGGGAAUAUACUCCGAACGCACACUUCCAACUCGAGGGAACCUUUUACCGCUUCUUUCGCCCACCUUUCCGACCAGCCUUUCAAGUAGGAACUCAGAUCCCCACUACGCGUACCGCCGAUUAAUAAGUUUGAAGAAGAAAACUUAUAUCAUUCAGAGAAAGUACUACAAGAGAUUCACCAGUCUCGGAAUUUAGAUCUUGAAUUUUUCGGUCCGGCACAUCACAAAAGAAAAUCUACGAAGAACCAGGUACCAUUAGUUUUUGACGUCAACGUUACCGUACAAUAGGCUUUCGUACUACACACACCAUACAAUAUACAUCAACCUCGAAAGCAUAGAAGAUAGCACGAUAAUGGUGUAAAAUAACGUUGGUGAUCAUGUUGGAGGAAUUUAGAAGUUGGAAGGAAAAGCCCGAUCCAUAACAUAUAACGAAAUUCCCCUCCAUCCUCCCCCUCAUUUCGAGACGAAAAACUCAGAUGCCAUAUUCUCCAUGGCACCCCUCCCAACACACAUAGCACGAACUGUGCUUCAAUUUUCCUCGAGAGAUAUUGGAGACAAUACGAAUGAAGGUCAAGAUUUAUCGAUAUCCGAAGGAUUGGUUUUGCAAAAACUUGCAUUGACAUUUGCAACUGCUAGUGUUGCUUCUUCGAUUCUAGCUUUUUAUUGGUUUGUUAGAAUGAGACGUUCGUUCAGACAUGAUCUCAUUAUGUUAUUAAUUCAAAGCGAUAUGUUUAAAGCUUUAUGGUUUAUGGUUUUUCCAAUCGUUGUCUUUUUACAUGGUCCUGUAGCAGAUAAUUCAAAAUUUUGUCAAAUAAGUGGAUUUUUUCUAGCUUUAGGAAUUGAAGCUUCAGAUAUCUCGGUUCUUAUGGUUGCUGUACAUACUGCGUUGUAUAUUUUCAGACCUAGAUCCUCGUCUGGCGAAGGGGGCCUCUAUCCAUAUCGUAGGAUAGCUUACACCAUUUGGAUAGUCUUUCCACUUUUGACGGCGUCUCUGGCUUUUGUUAAUGAUCAUGAAGCUUAUGUUGCUCAAGGACCGUACUGUUAUCUACCAGUACGACCUUUUUGGUAUCGCUUGGCUUUAAGUUGGAUCCCUCGAUACAUUAUUUUCAUCACCAUUGUCACUGUUUAUGUUUCGAUAUAUUUCUAUGUACGAUUUAGGUUUCGUGGAUUCGAGAACAGUCAUUCUCAAGAUAGUUGUGAUUCGACCAGACGCAAUCAAGUACGAAGGAGUCUACCUCCUCCAGCUCUAAUUCUUAAUGGACCCGUGACUGAAAUAAGACGUCCUUCCGCUGCGUAUGUUACCGAGAGAAGGAAACAAUCCUCGUCGACUUUGGAAUCCCUCGCCAACAUGAGGAAAAAUGCUCACCAAUUUAUGUGGACUUCAGUAUUCCACUCUCGCAAUCGAACUCAUUCCGUAUCUCCUCCAUCAGAAAUCUCUGCACCGGAUACUGACUCAUACGCUGGAGCAUCAACACCACAAAUCGUAUCCGAGAUAACCAGUCCAGCUAUCUUGAUGCCACAACAAAUACUCAAUCCACUUCCUCAUCCUCAAUUUCGAAAUACAUCAUGGAGAGAAAGUAUUGCCAGACGAUUAUCUCUCGACUCGAAUGGUUCCGUAUAUAUUCAUCCCGCUACUCUUCAACAACAAAAUGGAUCAGCCGAACAAGCAAAUCCUUACGAUAUGUAUCUUGUCAAUUCUCGCGGUCAAGAUUUAACGGUAUCGGAAAUGAUACGCACACGAGACAAAAUCCGUCGUCAACUUCGAUUUUUAUUUAUUUACCCUUUGGUUUACUUGGGAAUGUGGACUGUCCCAUUUGUAUUCCACAUUCUACAAUUCAAUGAUAAGUUGGCGGUCAAUCCGCCAUUUGCGAUUAAUUUAUUAGCUACCGUUUUUAUUUGUGCACAGGGUGCUGUGGAUUGUUGGUUAUUUUCCACACGUGAGAAGCCGUGGAAACAUAUUCCCGGAACGGAUGGAACUUUUUUCGGGAGUCUAAAAUUCUGGGUCAUCUUUUUCGGCAAGGGAAAGGAGAGACAGGGACAUGGGCCGGGAAAAACGAGAAACGAAAUGGCGAGGGAAGCGCGACAAGCGUACAAGAGAAGAGAUCAGGAGCUGGCGCAGAGGAGAUUCGAGGCGCAGGCGGGUAAUGGUGUAGUUAUGGAGAGAGGAAGAGGCGAUAUAAGUUGGUGGGAUGUUGAAGGGGCCGAUGGAUUGGGAACGGUUGGUGUUGGGGCCGGAGUGGCGGCCAUGACGCCUGUUCAGGAGGAAUUUUCGAUUUCGACGGAUGGGGAAUCUGAGGAAGUGGGUGGGCCUUCGGAGCCGAUCCGAGAACAUGAUCCCGUUGAUAUGAAUGCCGAUGGCUCUGCAGUUAAUGGGAAAGAAAGAAAUGGUGAUGUUUAAUGGUUGGGGGGCAUAAAGUAUAUGAUUAAUCAAUGACGGUACAUACAUCGGUAGGCAUAGCGUUUGAGCAUUGCAUAAUACGGCGGCAUAGCAUAUGGGGAAGGCAUAUUCAAGGGCAUACAUGCUGGCGUUCGAAACGGAAUCAAGCAUUUUUGGGAGUUAUGGUAUUGCAUAUGUAUAAGCAUUGGGUAUGGAUAUGGGCAUCGACCGGCGAGUCUACGGACCCGGUAUUGGGUGGGAAAGG